Molecule: messenger RNA, 357 nt
Organism: Mitosporidium daphniae
Lineage: Eukaryota; Fungi; Microsporidia
Exons: 2
Coding region: 1-357 (118 amino acids)
Source: RefSeq, a predicted model, not a curated record
AUGGUCAUCAGACCCAUGAAAAUGGCCGGAUUGAAGAUAGAGUACUGGUCGAAAAACGAUUCUUGUCCUGAGAACGAAUUUUGCGACAGGCGAAUGUCAAGAUUGACUAAUGGGUUGAGGGAUGCCCCGAACGUCUGUGACGCGAACAAGGCAAUAUUUUUGAGAGCAUUUGGACACACUUUUGGUGGAUUUGCGAGCUUCCAAAGAGGCCCAAUGAUGGACAUGAAAAAAGAGCUGGCUUUAGAAAGAUCUUCAAGCGAAAUCUUUACAACCCUUAAGGGACGCUCAGUGGCCUCUGCAUCGAGCAUUUCCUCUAACUUUGAUAUAGGAGGAAAAGCUACAAAAUUAGGCACUUGA